AUGCUCUUACGGAGGAGAACCCCGUCCGCCGGCUGGGCAGCCUUCAGGAUUCUCCUGGUCUUCCUGUGCCUGCGGGUGAAGGUGUCUGUAGCGUCGGGGCAGUUUGAGUUGGAAAUCUUAUCUAUGCAGAAUCCUAAUGGAGAAUUGCUGAAUGGGAAUUGCUGUGACGGCAGCCGGAACCCCGUGGACAGAAAGUGCACCAGGGAUGAAUGUGACACUUACUUUAAAGUUUGCCUAAAGGAGUACCAGUCCAGGGUGUCUGCCGGAGGGGCGUGCAGCUUCGGCUCUGGAUCUACCCCGGUCCUAGGAGGCAAUUCCUUCAGCCUGAAGUCCAGCCGGAACAGUGACAAGAACAGGAUUGUGCUUCCCUUCAGUUUUGCCUGGCCGAGAUCUUACGCACUCGUUGUUGAGGCAUGGGACUACAAUAAUGAAACCAAUGAUCCUGAUGACAUUAUAGACAAAGCCCUCCACUCUGGUAUGAUCAACCCAAGUCGUCAAUGGCAAAUAUUAAAGCAAAAUGCCGGGAUGUCCCAUUUUGAAUAUCAAAUCAGAGUCAUCUGUGAUGAGUAUUACUACGGCUUUGGCUGCAACAAAUUAUGUCGACCAAGAGACGAUUUCUUUGGACAUUAUACCUGCGAUCAGAAUGGCAACAAAACCUGCAUGGAAGGCUGGAUGGGACCUGAAUGUAACAAAGCAAUAUGUCGUCAAGGCUGUAGUCCAAAGCAUGGCACUUGCAAGACUCCU
Messenger RNA from Staurois parvus, 744 nucleotides. The record is from the annotation of a GenBank genome assembly. NCBI's taxonomy places the organism in Eukaryota, Metazoa, Chordata, Amphibia, Anura, Ranidae.